AUGGAAGCAAUUACAUGGCUUCCAUUAAUGUUUCUGAUUCUAUGCUCUGUGAGAGGAGAACUUCUCCCCAACAUUGGUGCUCACCUGAUGAAUUGCAUGGAGUCGGACCGAGAAGCUCUCAUUGACUUCAAGAAUGGCCUUCAUGAUCCUGCAAACAGGCUUUCUUCAUGGAAGGGAAGCAACUGUUGUCAUUGGCGGGGAAUAAGUUGUGAAAACACUACUGGAGCUGUUAUUGCAGUUGAUCUCCGGAAUCCACAUCCAACUUAUAAUUACAAUGAUGAAUCUCUCGACAGUGGUGCGAUUCCGUUAAAUUUAGCAAACCUUUCAAGCUUGCAGUAUCUUGAUGUUUCUUGUGAUGAUAUUUGGGAAGAGUCUAGUUUAUUUGUUGAUAAUCUUAAAGGCUCAUCUGGUUCCAUUCCACCUCCUACCUUUUUAAAUUUAACUUCACUUGUUGUCCUAGAUCUUAGUGAUAACCAAUUCCUUCCAAAAGUCCUCGAUUUUCUUGUCAAUGUUAGCAGCCUUGUUACUUUGGAUAUGAGCAAUAAUUCGUUGGAUGGAAGAAUUCCACUUGAUUUUAGUGAACUACCAAAUUUGCAGUUUUUAUAUCUGGGAGCCAAUGGUCUUUCAGAAAGUUGUCAUCAAAUGUUGGGGGGACGAUGGGAGAAGAUACAAGACCUUGACUUCGGCAGGAAUGAUCUCCAUAGGAAACUUCCUUCUUCCAUUGGAAACCUGACAUUUCUCAGUCACUUAGAUCUUUCUGGCAAUAGUGUUGACGGUGGGAUUCCAAGCUCAAUCAGAAAACUUUGCAAUUUGAUUUUGUUAGAUGUGUCUGAUAAUUACAUCAAUGAAACUUUACCAAAAUUCCUUGAAGGAAUAGAAAUUUGCCUUUCUAGGAAGCCAUUUCCUAUUCUACAAUCUUUCGACUUGUCAUAUAAUUACCUGGUUGGUAAUUUACCAGAAUGGUUGGGUCACAUUGAGAAUCUUGUUGAGCUUGAUUUGUCCUUGAACUAUCUAAAUGGUCAAAUCCCAGCUUUUUUCGGAUCACUCCAAAAUCUUUCUAGGGGGCCACUGCCUAGUCUACAAUAUUUGGACUUGUCAGAUAAUUACUUGGUUGGCAAUUUACCAGAAUGGUUGUGUCAACUUGAGAAUCUUGUAAACCUUAAUUUAUGGUGUAACUCUCUAAAUGGCUCUAUCGCAGCUUCUUUCGGAUCACUCCAAAAUCUUUCCAGGAGGCCACUACCAAAUCUGCAAUCCUUGGACCUGUCAGACAAUCAUUUGCAAAAUCUUACUAUUAUGCUUCUAGGAGGGAAUGAGCUAAAUGGGACCCUCCUAGAAAGUUUGGGACAGCUUUCUGGGUUGCGUAAAUUUAAUGUUUCAUCCAAUCAAUUGACAGGUCUCUUCUCUUGCAAUGAGUUCCUGCCAUUUGGGUCCUUCGUUUCCGACUUGGCUCAAGUCACAAAAGCAGGCAACAUUGUUCCUGGACUUGAAGUCUUUGAUCUUUCCAAUAACAACUUAAGAGGAAGUAUUCCAUCAAGCAUUGGAAAUUGUUCUGAUCUCUCUGCACUAGACAUCAGUAAUAACCAUUUGUCUGGAACCAUUCGUACCUUCUUGGGUCAAUUAAGAGGGCUUAAAACAUUGCACCUAAAUGACAACAGGGUCUAUGGACAGCUCCCAUCAUCUUUCCAAAACUUAUCGAGUUUGGCGACCCUAAAUCUUGGAAACAACAGAUUAAACGGCAGAAUUCCACCAUGGAUUGGGAAAGUAUUUGAAAGUCUAAGAAUUCUUGGCUUGAGGGCUAAUUCCUUUUCAAGAGAACUUCCGGCUCUGUUAUCAAAUUUAAGUUCACUACAUAUCCUGGACGUAGCAGAAAAUCAGUUCACAGGCAAUAUUCCAGCUAGCUUUGGACAUUUUAAAGGCCAACUUCUAAGAUACACCAAGACCCUCUCCCUUGUAACCAUGCUAGACCUCUCAGGGAAUAACUUGAGUGGAGGUCUUCCUAUAGAGAUGACAAAUUUAUUGGGUUUGGUCGUUCUCAACUUGUUCUCCGGUGCUAUUCCUCAAAGCUUGGGAUCACUCUCAUUCCUGGGGUAUCUGAAUCUGUCAAACAAUGAAUUGUCUGGUCCUAUUCCUGAUAAUGAUCAUAUGCUCACUUUUAGUGCAUCCUCUUUUGUUGGAAAUGUUGGCCUUUGUGGUGGUCCACUUUCGGUAAAAUGUCCAGGUGAUGACGAAAAUGAGAAACCAGAUAAGGAUGGAUGA
Molecule: messenger RNA, 2256 nt
Organism: Ziziphus jujuba (common jujube)
Lineage: Eukaryota; Viridiplantae; Streptophyta; Magnoliopsida; Rosales; Rhamnaceae
Product: LRR receptor-like serine/threonine-protein kinase ERL1
Exons: 8
Coding region: 1-2256 (751 amino acids)
Molecular function (GO): protein binding
Source: RefSeq, a predicted model, not a curated record